UUUAAUCCUUCAAGCGUUGGAAGACAUAGGACAGUGGUACCCAGGGCAAGGAGGAGGCCCCAGCAGCUGUCUCCAGGGCAGCGCUACUCGCCCCAGCAGCCGCAGCAGGGAGGAGGCGGUUUCCCUAGUCCAUACACGAGUCCGGGCUCCCCUCACCUGGGCUCUCCCAGCGGAGGCAAUGGGCCCCCCAGUGGUCCCCACGGCCCCAGGCGGCCUCCCUCCAGCAGCAGAACCCCAUGCUCAAUGCCCAGCUCUCACAGGGUACCUUCGGCGCGCAGCAGCAGCAGCAGCAGCAACAGCAGCAGCAGCAGCAGCAGCAGCAGCAGGCGCGCUUUGUGAGCCAGGCACGGCAGCCUCAGCCCCAGCAGCAGAUGGCCGGUGGGGGCCUGCGGCAAGUGGUCAUCCUGGAGCGGGCCUGGCUCGGAACCAGUCGCCCUUCGGGGAGCAGUUUCCUUUUGCUCCAGCCACCAGGGGGGGUCCCUCUCCCGGUCCCCCUCCUCCCCAGCACGGUCGACUGCAGAGGGCUAUGUCUGUACCAGCGGGUGCUCGGGUGAAUUCUCCGCGGACACCGCAGCAGCAGCCCCAACCUCAACCUGGCUUUGGGAGUGACCAGCUCCUCUCACCACCUGGGCCCCAGAUGUCUCCGGGGGCCGCGUACGGUGCCGCACCCGCAUCCUCAGCGCCCGUAUUUGGUCUGGACGCUACGUCCCAGUUCAACUUUGAACAGCACUCUCUACACGGGUUCGCGUCCGACAGGAGUCGAGUCGGGGGCAGCAUGCCGUCUGAGUACGUACGCCAAGAACUCAGGGCCAUAGUUGGAGCCCGAACGCAGGGACAGCAACAACAGCAGCAGCCUCAGCAGCAGCAGCAGCAGGCCCUUCAGCAACAGGGGGGUGGUGUCCGGGGCGCUGGUGGGGGGGGCUCCCUGUUACAAGCUGACCUCGAAGCCCUGGGCCUUCAGCUGGAACUCGGGGGUGCACCUUCUGAGCCUGGCUCCCCCCUCUUUCCAUUGCUGGCACCAUCCGACGCUCCACCAGCACAGCCUACACCCAGGGUUGAAGACAAGCCCAGCAGCGACCAGCGCAAGAGCUUGCUGCAGCAACUGCUCUCCGAGCCCACCUAGGGCCAGCUGGCCGGAGAAGACGCCCCACAUCGCUGGCUGCCUUGGCGGGGCCUAGCCAACGGAUGAAGACGUCUCUCCAUCCCGCGUGUGUGUGCCGGGUGUAUGUGUGGUGCCGUACUGUGAGCGCCAGCAAGCUUCGUCUUGGAUCUGCUGUGACAGUGACCUGUGCCGCGUUGGUGGCGAUGGUUUAGGGGAGGGAAGAACAACGGCAGGACAGCCACUUUUGUUUUGUUGUGGUUGCCGCUGCGGACCUGCUCUUCGCCGUUGCCCCUCUGCCACUGCGCCUGCCAGCGGGACACCGGUGCGUGCUGUAACGGAGCAGUGCCGUGCGUGCCCCCUUGGUGGGAGGAGACCGGUGUCGUUUCUUGUUCUUGUUGUUCCUCAUCGAGUUCUGCCACCGUUGCGUGCGUGUGUGUGAUGGAGAAAAACUGACCGUGACGACGGCAGUGUCACGUGAACUUGGCCUCUCUCUUUCGGAGAAGGGAACUGCCGUAGCAUGUGGGGGGACUCAUCCCGAGCCCACCGCUCCUCAUUAUAUUUUCUUUGUACAUAUGUGUAAAGCAACGCCGUGCGUGCGCCCAUCCUCAGCAGUGUGAUGACGACACAAGACUGCCUUUCUUUAUUAUUUUUUUUUUUUUUUGCUGCUGCUGCAAGUGUAGUUUAGGGAACAGUGUUCAUUUUCCCGGUUUUUCCUCCUCCUCGCGUGCGGUUACUGUUAUGGCCGAUGAUGAUGUCUAUGUGGUUUGCUUUGUUUUCUCCCUCCUCCUCCUCCUCCUCCUCCUUCCUGGCCGCACUCGGCCUCGACCUUUUUUUUCUUGCUCCUACAGAGGCACUCGUUUAACUAAUACUACUACUAAGCGUUGUUCUUCUAUUUGUUCGCCCGUGCCUCCGGAAACACUUCAGUUCCUUUGACCUUCUGUUGCCGCUCUUAGCUAAACGUGUACAGUAACCUUCCUUGGCCAUUUUUCUCUCGCCUCUUCUCCUUCCUUCCCCUUUUUAGGAAAGAAAAGCGUCCUUGUUUUUGUUAUUGUUGAUGCGCACGUCAAGUGUGCCGGUCGCCCUCUCUCUAGGGGCGGGCUUCUUCUUCACGCCUGUGAUUUUUCUCGUGCAUGGUAAGGUCUCUCCCUCGUUCUCAGCAGGUCGUCGAGGCCGAAUCACCGGCUGCCCUUCCUUCGGCCCGGUUACACGGUGGUAGCAUUCGUGGCUUCGAGACCACUCCUCUUCGAGCUGUGCUGCCAAUCUUUGUUCUUUGAGCAAGAAAAACGAGCACAGCCUACUGUCCCUUUCUUUAGCGGGCUUUGUCAUUUUCAUAGCACCUUCCCCCCUCUGCGCAGCAACCUCUGUUGUUUGUUCGCCGGUUUAAGAAAAAAAUUUUUUUAAGGUGGAGCGGAGAAAGGAGGAAAGCGCCUGGUUAUGUGGAUGGAUGUUUUCGGCUGGCAGUGUGUUGGUGUUGAGUAGAAGAGAUGUUGAUGAAGGAGUCUGUGAUGGAAAAAAAAAAAACGCACCUUGGAGGAGGCCUUGCGAAGCACAGCGUUUUUGUCCGACGGAGGGGGUGUUGCGAGCUCACCUUACGUUUUUUUUUCUGUGUAGAUUGCGAUAUUAAGGAGGGGCCUGGGAUUUGUUGCAUGGUCGUCGUCCCGUUGUUCUCGCCAACUUCUUCUUUUCUUGUUGUUUCCCGUUGUGGAGUCUUGUUUUAGUUAAACUGCUCGCGUCUUGUUGCCACUCUUCUAAUCCCAUCUGGCCAACAUACAUAGCGUUAUAUAAACCAGCCGCAGACCGAGGGCAAUUUGCACCACCCCUCACUCCCCCCUUUUUUUGAGGAAGUGGGGCCGUCUACCUCACAGGCCACACGUUAGAGUGUGGCGUCAUCUCGCGGAGAUUUUUCUUCUUCCCCCAUUCCUCUGUAUCCCCCGUUUGUUCUACCCCAUGGGCUCCAGCCACGCUUUCCUUUUUUUUAUUUGCACUUCUUUAAUGCCUCGUGUACAAAUUGCCACAAAAGGGAGAGGGCUCACGUCUCACGUGAGCUCCACUUUCGGCAGCAGAGAUUGAUAGCCAUUUUUUGACUGCGACGGGCAGUUCAGGGUGUGUGGAUGGGUUUUGGGCGUCUAGACGUUUGUAGUUGGUCGUGUGAGGGUUUGUUUCUUGGUGUUUUCCCUUGCCAUGUGCACUGGCUUCAUAGUUGUUUUGAGGAAAAAAAAAAGUGAAUGUCGAUCAAUGGAAGCUGCUUGAAUGUGUCGCGGGGGUUCCCGUUGAGUGAGUGGAUUUACUACGCGGUUUCUCGGCUCGGAGGGAAACAGUGCUACCGUGCGCGUUGGCGAGCGCAAAUUUGAACACUAAGCCAGGACGGUCGCAGUUUUGACGCCCCUCGUGCACCGCUGGGAGAGUGUGUUUUGGUAUUUGCGAUGCGAGCUUUUGUUUGCAGCGUUUUUCGGGAAACCCUGGCUUCCCGUACUUUGCGUGAUGACUGGUGCGACUAAUUAGCCAUGGCGCGGCGCUCGACUUGGAGGUACCUACGGGCAUUCUCACUUAGAGGUGCGCAUUGCCGGAAAACUUGGUUGCGGUACUUGGUAGAGGGUGCCGGUAAAGCUUCUUUUCAUCGUCGUCUUCUCCUUUGCCUGUUGCUAACUGCGUAAGCGAUGCUCACUCACAUGAAGCCCUGCACCGAUAGGUGGCGGCAUACCGGUGGGCGACGUUCGCGGCUGUCCCGGCACCCUGCGCACCUUUUAUUACGAACUGGGCACUUGGAAUUUAUUAUUUUUCAGGCUGCUUGGCAUAAUGCUGUGAUGGUCUUCUCAGGCGGCGAGAUUCUCAACUUAAGAAAAAAAAAUUACCGGCAGACAGCUAGAGGGAUAAAAAAAAUGAAAGUGUCGUUGGAUAAUUUUGUCGCGUGCCUUUUCCUCUUAACCAGAAGCACUAUGGCAUGGAUGAGGGAGCUAGGCAAGCCCACCUCUCUUGUGUCGAAAAGAAAUAUAUAAGGGAAAAAAAAGGGGUGGCAAAUAACUGCCACGCACGAGGGGUGGUGUUCUCGCCGUGCUGUUGUCAGUGGUUGUUUUUUCUUUUUCCACUUGCGCUCCGUCUCGCUCUCCCCUUACUUUUUCUAGUAAAUAUUAUAUGAAUGAAUAUACAUAAAAUAUAUAUAUAUAUAUUAGAUACAUAGUCAUUUAUAUAUGUGUUACGAAGGGGCAGAGGAGAGGCACUUUUUUGGAGGAAAGGCUUAAGUAAGCGCACUUGCAAGAACAGGAGAAGAAAAAAAAAAACUUGCCGCGCUUGUGUAAUAGUCAUGCUGUGACAAGAGUACAAGUGGUGUCUUUCCUUCACGAGGUUCAGCCCUGACAAAGGUGCUUGUUCUUGUUUUGUUUUUUUUCUGGCGGCUUUUAUUUUAAAUCUCUUUCGGACAGACUGUCGUCUAGAUAGGUGCAGACAAUUACUUAGGUGUGUUCAGAGCUCCGUUCCCUUGGGACGUGGUAGAGUCUUUGUUGCGGGCAUUCUUCUGGAGCACGCAGACAAGAGGUUAAAAAAAAAUUAUAGGAAAAAAGGAAACGAGAAAACUGUCCACAUGCCUGCCUAAACUCUUCUUUGAGAAGCAGCUCAAAACAAAGAUGUCCGCUGCUGCCGGAGCUAUUUCCUUUUUCUCUACAUCUAGGGCCUUAAAAUCGACUGUUACUAUUCUGCUACUGCAUUACAGAUACUAUAUAAAUAUAUAUAUAUAUACACACACGCAAGACAGAGGACAAAACAGAUUAAAUAUAUAUAUCUAUAUACAUAUAUGUGUGGCCAUUUUGUGUUGCCCACUAGGGACCGAGGGGGAAAAAAAGAAGAUGCUAUUUCUCUGCUGGUGUUCUUUGAAGACAAAACAGAUUUAAGAGUAAAAAAAUAACUUAGCGCGCAGAGUGUUUUAUUGAUAUUUUUGUAAUUUGUGAUGGGCCUGCAUGACGAGUCUUUCUCUCCCCCUUGGAAUGUCCCUCCUCUUAGAACGUUGUUAGGCUUUGCAUCGCAAGCACUACCCCCCUCCUUCAUGCUGCAGCUAAGGUGCGUCUCGGCUUCUGUUUUAGCCGUCUUGUUUUUUUUUAAUCGUAAAACGUCUCAGUCUCAAUUCACCCGCUUUUUUGUCUUUAACUGGCACAUGAACAGGCUUGGAUUGGCUUGGCCGAUGUGGCUGGCCGGCCAGCCACUGCCGAGCUUAAGGCUGUUUCGUAAAAGAAAGCUUGGAGGAGUGAGAGAGCAAUAGCUAUCUUGCAGUUUUCCAUGCUUUGUUUUAGGUGUGUUGUCUCGUUCACCUGUACUGCCCACUGUUUCCUUUGAAAACUGCCACCGUUUGCCGCGACAGCUGUGCCGACCCCUUGUUUAAAGAAAAGGUGUGGACUCUGUGCAGACAUAAAAAACUAUGCGCUAGCCUCACUACUUAGCGUCUCAAGCCAGUGUCGUGUUUAUUGGGUGAAUUUUCUUAUUUUUAGAAGCUGUGUUCUAGGGGUGUUGGCACUGUGCAUUGUAAUGGCUGCAUGGCGUGGCAUAGUGCGCAUUGGUCUGCAGUAUUGAAUGCACCGAGAAAGGAAGCUGCGUUGUGCACUCUCCGCUGGUGGUUGUGGUGGAUUUUGGUGAAAACAAUCUCAGGACCUUGCUUGACCUUUGGCAAAAUGAAAAAAAAAAUAUAUAAGAAAGGAUCACUCCCCCGCCCCCCUUACACACACACAUACACCCCCCAGUCUUCUUUUGUACAGCGUUGUCUAAAGAUUGUCUGUCUGCGUAGGUCUCCGCUGUUACCACUGAUCUCGAUUGUCAUCAUGUUUGUUUGCCGAGCGUCCCUUGGCUUGAAGCUGCUGUGAUGUCGUUGAUGACUGCGAGCGAAGUUUUAUGAGAUUGAGUGCAGUCGUUGGGGGCCGUACGUUUAUGCCAGGCUUGACGCAGCUAUUGCCGCCGCAUUUGGCUCUGCUGCUGUUGCAGUGAAUAGCGCAAGUUUGGUUGAUGUCGUUGUCUACAGGAUUUUUCCUUUUCUCAGCAUUGUGCACUAACUCUGUUCAGUUAAUGGCUUGGCCAUCGCUCGAAAAUUGGUCAAGGGCGCUAGAAGCAUGCUCGAGAUUAAAUUAGUCGAAUUGAGUUUCAAUUUGCAAUUCUUCCGGCAUGCUCGAAGAAAGCUGUGGCUGCAGCGUGGCAUAAACAAUGCUGUCCUUGUAUGUGGACUGGUGUAGUAUUGGCAGAAGACAGCGGCAGCCGCUUUGUCUCCCCGGGUAGAGUUCUCGAUCUCGUGUGAUAACGUGUCCUGGGCUUCACAACGUGCACGCACCGACGAACGUUCGCAACUAGUACGUGUGCGGCGGGAUUAACCGUUCCACAUCUCCGUUACAGUGUUGCAUCCAUAGCUACAGGGGUGGCGUCUUGUAUGCGUUUCAUCAUAAAACGUCCAUCCUCGCCACAUGCCGAGGGUCGUGUAAACGUCACGGAUGGGGGACGUACGCGGGAGUGUCAACCAAUCACAUGCAUUGAGGACAAAUGUUCUGUUGUAGAACGCGUAAGAGAUUGCACCCCAGGCGAACCAUUCACGUCUAUCGAUUAAUGCUAAAGAGCAAAAGUGUUUGGUGGGAACACAGGUUAAGUUUCACGUUGUGCUGUUCUCGCAAUCUUGUGUGCAAAUGGUGCGAUCUACUUAAGGUGCGCGCUCUUCGUCGCUGUUAGGCACCCCGCCUAGGGCCCCUUCUGCCGCAAAGGUUUGCGUAGUUCUUCAGUUGGCGCACGUUCCGGUCUGGGCACGCUGUAUUAAGAAGGUUCAGCUCAAUCACCAUUGCCUGUCGUUUGUGAGAAUUGCACCAGUUAGUCAGUGCGCGGAACCACGCAGGUCGUGUUUCCAAGGGGCUGUUUAGGCGCAGACGUGUUUGCCCGUGGUCACGAGGUGUGUCCGGAACUGUUGGAACGAGUAUGUCGCCGCUGUCUGCUGCCUUUCCCACAGAGAGACUGGAUAAACGCAUCUACUUCAAUUUCGUUUGUUUUGCCAGGAUGCUAUGUAUAGAUGGUUGGUCAUGCCCGCUUUUGUUACUGCCAUCGUGCUGACUUCGAUUUUUUUUUUUAAUUCCUGCUGCGUGCACACGUUUUAGCUCUGUACGAGAAGGUUGUUUCGUUUUUUUUCCUCCACGCGUGCUUGUAUUUUUCUGCCCCUCGUGUACAGUGAUGAUGACGGCGAUGUUCGCCGCCCCCUCCUCCCCUCAUCCCCACCUGCCAAGGCUGUGUUUAUCUCCUCCCCAUGUGUGCAUGUGAGCAUUGAAAUGUUUUUGCCAGCACGAUGUGAGGGGCGUCUAUUAGUCUCUUAACCUUAAAAGAAAAUAAUGUUGUAUUAUACUUGUCUUUAUCGUUGGAGAGGCAAAAAAAAAAAAGCAGAAGCAUUGUGUAGUAUACGGAAAGAAAAAAAAAAGAUAGUGUUCUUGAUUUGUGGCAAUGCACUGUGAGUUUUUUGUUGUAUACAAAAUAAUAUACUAUUAAACAACAUGUAACAAAUUACAUGUCAAAGAAA
This is a messenger RNA of Rhipicephalus sanguineus (brown dog tick), 7622 nucleotides long. Its product is annotated as trithorax group protein osa-like. The record is from RefSeq and is a predicted model, not a curated record. Lineage: Eukaryota; Metazoa; Arthropoda; Arachnida; Ixodida; Ixodidae. The coding region runs from base 179 to 1123 and encodes 314 amino acids. The transcript has 7 exons.